Mangifera indica (mango) is the source of this 834-nucleotide messenger RNA. Its product is annotated as protein NODULATION SIGNALING PATHWAY 2-like. Gene Ontology annotation, cellular component: nucleus. Gene Ontology annotation, biological process: regulation of DNA-templated transcription. The coding region runs from base 1 to 834 and encodes 277 amino acids. NCBI's taxonomy places the organism in Eukaryota, Viridiplantae, Streptophyta, Magnoliopsida, Sapindales, Anacardiaceae. The record is from RefSeq and is a predicted model, not a curated record. Gene Ontology annotation, molecular function: DNA-binding transcription factor activity; sequence-specific DNA binding. The transcript has a single exon.
AUGAUACUAGAAGCUAUUCCUCAGGAUGCUGGUAUGGUUCAUAUCAUUGAUUUUGACAUUGGCCAAGGUAUUCAAUGGCCUCCACUUAUCGAAGCACUUGGGAGGAGAGGUCAACGUUUGGUGCAACUGACUUCAAUAAAAUGGGAGGAAGAAGAUGGCAGUUACUUUCCUCCCACAGACAGUUUUGAGGAGAUAAAAAGGAGGCUAUAUGAACACGCGCGAACUUGUGAUGUGAUAUUGAUGAUAGAAAAGAUGGACAUGGAGAGCUUGGUGAGUGAGAUGAAGAUAGCAAAGAAAUGUAGUAGAAGAAAUGAAUGGGUAGCCUUCAACUGCAUGGUUGGUCUCCCUCACAUGGGGAGACUGAGAAGUGAUAAGCAUCUCAUGGAUUUUCUGAAGGUGGCUAAGGACUCCCUCAAUAACACUGGUAUUAUAACUUUUGGGAAUGUAAAUGACGUAGGAAGACUAGACUGCAGUCGAAUUGGUUCUUUGUUUGAAGAGAAGUUACUUCAACUCCAAGCAUUUUUCCAAUUAAUGGAGUGGCAUUUACCAGCUCACCUUUUGGAAGCAAGAGUAGCGAUGGAAUGUCUCUUUAUGGCACCCCAAGUUUCUUCACUCGCUGGCUUUCAGAAUUUGGAGGAAAUUAGUGCCAGGAAUGGGAGGGCUCUCUCUGAGAUGGGGUUGAAAGCCUGGAGAUUAUCCCAAGAUAAUCUUAUGGAGGCUAAGGAGCUGGUUAGUGAAGGUAACAGUCUAUAUUGGGUGAAAAAUACAAUCGAAAAUGAGAUGGUUUUGGGCUGUAUGGGAACCUCAUUGGUUAAAGUUUCAAGCUGGAGAUAG